AAGAUUUUUAUGUAGGUAAACAUUGUAUACUUGGUACUUCAUAAUAACCCUAAAGAAGAAAAAUAUGAUAAUUAAUACCAAAUUAAAAAGAGAAAAUUUGGGAUUUAUACAUAAACAAACUUUAUAAAUGUGCAUGAGCGAAAUUGAAAUUUUAUUUGUGAAAAGCGUUAGGUGUAUAUAUAUUUAUACAUUAGCUUCUGUACUCUCUUGAUUUACAUAGCUCUUCAAUUAUCUCAUUGAUUCGAUUCGCAAGGAUGAUGCAUGGCGAUUCAUCCUUGUAUCUAUAAAAGGAAAGAGAUCUGGUGCGACGCGACACCGAUUACCUGUGAAACACUAUUCCACGAUGAUUCUCGCAUUUGAAGCGUCCUGUACUCAGCGAUGAACCAAGACACUUCAAAACCCUGUGCGCAACAUAACUUUAUGGUGGGACUGAUCUGUGCCGUUAAAACGUUUGCUUUGUUUCGAAAAAUAUUGAAGAAUUUUAAUAUUUAAAUUAUUUUAUUUAAACGAGAUACCAUUAAUAACGGUAACCUAUAUUAAUAUCGGCAGAUUAGGCUAUAAUCUGCUUACUAUUUCAUAAAUGAAAAUAAUAAAGAUGUAAGUUUUUAAUUGCAAUAAUAAUGUAUUUAAUUUUAAAUCUUGUCAUGAUAUUCUAAAGUUAUGUAAAUCUAUAUGUCAAACAGUUAUAAAAUUCUGAAAUUAUGAUAUUUUGCUAUUAACAUUUUUUGCGAGUUUGCAACGCAGGUCAGUACUAUCCGUACUGUCUAACGGACGGUCUUCUUUGGAGCAGGGAGGACGCGAUGGUUCAGUCGACGAGUAGACGCCGCGUCGCAAGGAUCAACAGGUGCGAGCAAACGCCCGUCACCCGAGAAGCAUGGGGAACAUUUACGUCUGCAGCCUGCUCGUCGUGCUCGCUACGUUGCUCGUUGCGGUGCAAUGCGGCGACAUAAUGCGUAAGAGCAUCGUCUUCGACAAGAAUACUCCGGAUGUGUUUUAUUGUCCACAACACAAGCCGAUCGGUUUCGAGAAGAUGCUGGUCAAGGCGAGACCGCUCUCCAGGCUGUGCCAGUUCGAGGGCCGGCCGAUUCCUGAGGAUUACAAGAGUGAUUGUUACAACGACGUGGACGAGACCGAGUAUGCGUGCAAGGAGAAAUACAGAAUCAUGAAGCGAUUCAAUAAUCCGGAUGGGAAUGCGAAAGUCAUUGAUGCCGAGAAGUAGAACGGGAAUGAUGCUGCACGGCCGUAAUCCACGCAUACGCAAAAUCAUAAAACCCAAAUAAAGUCAAAGCCACACUAAUGCUCGGGGCUGCUGCUGCUGCAUCGGAGGAAGCUCGACUAUUUACAAAUAAUACAUAUAAUAAAAUAAUAACGACAUCAAGUAGAUAAAUUUGAAGUUAUCGCGUUAAAAUCACUUAUCCAUUUCUUCAUAUAACGAUAUUAAAUAUUAGUAGUAUUAUAUUACGUUGUACUUGCCUUCGGGGAAAUAAUACAUCGAUAAUCAAAUCACUGCCGUAUCCAAUAUUCGAGAUGAAGAAGUGGAUUUAAAAAAAAACAGACACAAGAUGCUCAUAAAAUAACAUACUUUUUAUAGUAUACUUUUUUUUCACUUAUUUUUUAAGACGCCAGAUAUGAUAAGGAACAAGUCACUUCUCUAAUUUUUAAGCUUCGUCAAAGGGAAAUUUAUUUUUAUAACAUUAUUAAUAUAACUAACCGCAAUGGCGUUGGGUAAUUGAUCAUUAACCCUUUGAUGGAGCUUUGGAAAGUAUUAUUGCUUUUAUACAAGAAUUCAAGUAGCAUAGUUUUAUCAGUCAUAUAUUAGUAAUCAUAUUAUCAACCAUAUUGCUAGCAUUUAUUUUAUAGUGCUUAUGAAUGAUUUAGCUAUGGAUAUCACAUUAUAAAAUUUAUUAAGAAAAGAUAAACCUUUUCGAUCUCAAAUAGAUAUCUUGGCAUCUAAUAAUAUUUUCUACGUGACUUUAUAUAAUACAUUUUUUUAGUUCUAUAAAUUGCGCAUCAAUAAUUUGUUGGGCCAAAGUUGAAAUAUCACAUAUCAACCCGAGUCCUGAAAAAGGGAGUAAAUCUGAUUCAAAAUUUCAACCAUUAGUUGUUUUGAAACCAAGGGUUAGAUAAAGUCUUAACAGGUUUAUCUUCUCCUAUUUGUGUUAUUCAUAUUGUUUAAAAUUUUUCGUCUCUAUGAUAAUAAUUUAAAAUAAGAUACUCAUAGAAUUUUGUAAAAUAUUUACAAAAAAGGCCAAAUUUUUUAAAUUCGUAACACUCGAGCAAAAUUGUUAAAAACUUUUUGCCAAUCUACAAAUAUGAAAUAUCUUGUAAAUUUCCUUAUCUAUCAUUAUGUGCGCAUAAAGAUUUUAUUUUUCUGUCGCAUGUGCAUAUAUAUACAUAUGAAUAAAGCAUUGAUAGAAUAAAUA
Messenger RNA from Monomorium pharaonis (pharaoh ant), 2423 nucleotides. RefSeq lists its product as uncharacterized. Bases 875 to 1219 code for a protein of 114 amino acids. The record is from RefSeq and is a predicted model, not a curated record. The transcript has 4 exons. NCBI's taxonomy places the organism in Eukaryota, Metazoa, Arthropoda, Insecta, Hymenoptera, Formicidae.